Diaporthe citri is the source of this 1146-nucleotide messenger RNA. RefSeq lists its product as uncharacterized. Gene Ontology annotation, molecular function: allantoate transmembrane transporter activity; dipeptide transmembrane transporter activity. NCBI's taxonomy places the organism in Eukaryota, Fungi, Ascomycota, Sordariomycetes, Diaporthales, Diaporthaceae. Gene Ontology annotation, cellular component: plasma membrane. Bases 1 to 1146 code for a protein of 381 amino acids. The transcript is spliced from 4 exons. Gene Ontology annotation, biological process: transmembrane transport; dipeptide transport; tripeptide transport. The record is from RefSeq and is a predicted model, not a curated record.
AUGACUCCUCCUUCGCCCAACCCCACGGACGUUCAGAAUGGCAAGGCCCAGGAUAAGAGUGAGACCACAAUCCAUCCUGUGCUCUCUUAUUCGCAGGGCGAAAUUCGAUAUGGGAGCGGAUCCAAGUUGCCCAAGGAGGCCACUGAUGAUGCCGCCAAAUACUUGACCGACACUCGUGCCGAGCAAUUCCAACCCUUGACGCCGGAAAGGGAGAAGCGACUCCGGAAGAAGAUUGACUCUUGGAUGAUUCCCUUGCUGGCUUGGAAGCAUCCUGCCUCUUGGCUUUUCAAUGGCUUCUUCGCCUGGGUGGUUGGUUAUAUUCCAGACUCGGCGCCUCUCAAGAAAUGGCAGUACCUCUACCUCAUCACAGGUUCUAUCAAUGUCCUCUACUCGCUUUUCCUCUGCCUCGUUCUCCCGGACAGCCCGAUGAACGCUCGGUUCCUCACAUCAGAAGAGAAGUUCUGGGCCGUGGAGCGGCUUGCGUCAAACAGGACCGGCAUUUCGAACAGAGUGUGGAAAUGGGACCAAGUCCGGGAGGCCCUCUUGGACGUGAGGAUCUGGCUGAUAUUCUUCUUCAACAUCGCCAUCAACAUCCCCAACGGCGGACUACAGGCCUUCGGGACAAUCAUCAUCUCCGACCUAGGUUUCAGCAAUCUCAAAGCGAGCCUACUCACCAUGCCGUUCGGAAUCGUGGCGACCUUCGGCGCUUGGUUCUUCAGCUAUAUCGCCAGCCUGACCAACCGAAGGACUUUCGUUGCUUGUGCCGCGCUGCUGCUGCCCAUUUUUGGCACGGCGCUCGUGUACGGGCUUCCGCAGUCAAACGUGGCUGGGCAACUGGUCGGCCUGUAUUUCAUGUAUUUCUAUUGGCCCUUCAGCCUUGUGACCAUAGGCUAUGCCGCUGGAAAUCUGAUUGGGCCCCAGACGUUCAUUUCCAAAGAUGCUCCGAAGUACACAAGGGGAGUCAUCGCAAUGUUGGUCUCAUAUUGUGUUUCCAUCGCACUUCUUCUGGUAUACUUCGUCAAUGUUUAUGCAGAGAACAAGCGCAGGGAUAAGAAGUAUGGCAAGCCGGAGGAACUUCGUGACGUGGUGGAGGGUUUCGCGGACGUCACAGACAAGAAGCAAGAGGAUUUUAGGUACACAUAUUAG